Messenger RNA from Neofelis nebulosa (Clouded leopard), 6943 nucleotides. It is a transcript of the gene CCDC15, whose product is annotated as coiled-coil domain containing 15. Lineage: Eukaryota; Metazoa; Chordata; Mammalia; Carnivora; Felidae. The transcript has 18 exons. Bases 302 to 2992 code for a protein of 896 amino acids. The record is from RefSeq and is a predicted model, not a curated record. Gene Ontology annotation, cellular component: centrosome.
AGGGAAUGCAAGACCGGAAGGGGCCGAUACAUGGCCACCGAAGGGCGGGGCCGGACUGGGCGGGGCCCGGCGGCCCUCCCGAAAGUGGCGGUUUGCUGGAGGCGGUUACCUAGGAACCCCGAGUAGUUUGAAUGUGUGGCGACCUGUGCACCGGUGCUUGGUCGGUGCUAUCUCAGCAGGAGUGGGACCCCCGAGGCCUAAGAAACAGGCUUUUAUCUGGCUCGGGACUCCUCGGCAUUCAUCGCUUCCCUCCAUAACCGGAUAGCAGUUAUUUGGACUCAGCCUCAGACCCAGGGGUCACAUGCCAGGAAGGAUGGCCCCCCUCAAGAAGCCUCGAAAUGCCGCAAGGUUGCCCCUGGCUUUAAACCCCCUGAAGAGCAAGGACGUGUUGGCAGUGCUGGCCGAAAGGAACCAGGCUAUAGUGCCAGUUGGGGCCUGGGUGGAACCUGCCUUGCCAGAUAGUUCGGAAGUCCCAGCAUAUACUUCAGCAUAUAUGAUUGAAGAAGAACUAAAGGAACAACUAAGAAAAAAACAAGAAGCUCUGAAGCAUUUUCAGAGACAAGUCAAACGCCGAGUAAAUCAACAAAUCAGGUUGCGAAAAAAGCAUCAGCUUCAGAGAUCUUAUGAAGCAGCAGAAAAAGAAGGCUCUAUAGCCAUGCAGUCCUCAGAUCCAGCACAUUUAAUUCCUAAAAGAACAAGUGUUUUUCCAAAGAACUUGAAUGCUGCAAUUGGAAGUGCUAGGUUACCUCCUUCCCAGGUGCUGGGGGAUGGACUAGAAGAUAGAGAGAAUCAGAAUGAAUUACUCCAACAACAAGCCCAGGCUCUUAGUCAAACCAUGAAACAGGCUCGUCACCGACUGGCAUCAUUUAAGACUGUGAACAAAAAAAAUGUGUCAGUGUUUCCAGAUGGUAGAAGAAAAACCUUUCCCCACCAAGAGGAACCUGACUCUGAGGAAUCUUCAUCUAUUUUGAUAGAUAAAAAAGGGAGAGAAAAUUUGUUUUGGGGAGACCAACAGGAUCUCCUUUCUGAAGACAGGGACAAACCUUUCAGCAGAGUUCAGAAAGCACAAUUCAAAAAUCCAUUAUUUGCUGUGAUGAAAGAGGAAGAGCAAAAGCAGUUAGAUCUUCAAGGCCUUCAGGAUAUUCUGCCAGAAGCCCAGGAUUAUCUUCCAGAAGCCCAAGGUGAUCUGCUGAAAAUCCAGGGUGAUUUGACAGGAGUCCAGAGUGUUGAGCUAGAAGCUAAGAGUAUUGAGCCAAAGGUCAACACCCAGGUUGUUGAGGUGGAAGGCCAAGCCACUGAGCCUGAAGCCCAGGCCGUUGAGCCUGAAAUCCAGACCGUUGAGCCUGAAGCCCAGGCCGUUGAGCCUGAAGCCCAGGCUGUUGAACCUGAAGCCCAGGCCACUGAGCCUGAUGCCCAGGCUGUUAAGACAGAAACUCAGGAUAUUAUGCCAGAAGCCCAGAAUAUUGAACUAGAAGAUGGGAGUAUUGUGUCUGAAGUCCAAGAUUUGCUACCCAAAGAACAGUGUGUUCUUCCCACAGACCAGAAUGUUCUACUCAGAUGUCAGGACCAGGACUUUCUACCUAAAAACCAGGUUUUUCUACCCAAAGACCAGAAUAUUCUACCCAAAUGUCAGGACCAGCAUGUUCUCUCCGAAGACCAGAAUAUUCAGUCCAAAUUUCAGGACCAGGAUUUUCUACCCAGAGACCAACACCAGCAUUUUCUAUUCAGAGACCUGUGUGUUCUCCCCAGAGUACAGGAUUUUCCACCCAGAGAUCAGAAGGCAAAUUUGAAGCAGCCAGCAUCAAUUUUGACAGACAGGAGAGGGAGAGAGGCGUUUCCUCUGGAUGUCCAUCAGGAUCUUCUACACAGCAGUCAAGAUCAGACCUCCAUCAGGGACAAGAAAGUACGCUUCAAGGAGUCAUAUUCUGAUAUGUCAAGUGAGAAAGGGAGAGAAGGCUUUUCCCUGGCAAGUUAUCAGUACCUGCCUCCUAAACUCCAGGACUAUACCUUCAUCAGAGAUCAGAACAAGUGUCUCAAGCAACCUGCCUCUUUUGAGAAAUGGGAGAUUGAAAGAAGAAUUGUUUCUGGAGUGCCAUCGCACAGGAGCUAUGGGCAGGCCUUACAUAAUUUGACAGAUGAGAGAUGGAGAAAGGAGUUAUUUCCAGAGUGCUGUGAAUAUGUUUUACAUGAUAUCCAGGAUCCACGUUCUGCCAGAGAACAGACCUUAUGCUUCAGGCAGCAGCCGUCUGUUGGGACAGCAGAAAGAUGGCAAGAGGAUUUGUUUCUGGAUGGCCAUCAGCAACUUCCACCCAAGCACCAGAGAGAGGCUUCCAGCAGAAGACAGCAGGUGUAUGGUGAAUAUCAGUCAAGAUUGAACACCGAAUUCCAAAUUCCACCGGCACUUCAGUCUGGAGUAGAUCAAGAAGAAGACAAGAAAGAGCGUCAAAAGCAAUACCUGCGAUACAGACGACUUUUCAUGGAUAUUGAAAGAGAACAAGUAAAAGAACAACAAAGGCAAAAAGAACAUCAAAAGAAAGCUGAAAAAAUUAAAAAAAAGAAAGAGCAGCAACGUUACGCUGAGGAGCAGAGGAUACUAAGAAUGAACUUCCAUGAAGAGCCAUGUUCAGGAGAGAAGAUGAGUGAGAAAAUAGCCCAGCUACAGCUUGAGGAAGUAAAAGGAGCCAGACAAAAACAACAACAGAGAGAGAAGGAAUGCCAAAGAUAUACGGAAGCUCUAAGAGCCCAGAUCCAGGAGAAAAUGCAGCUGUAUAAUAUUACUUUACCUCCACUAUGCUGCUGUGGUCCUGAUUUUUGGGAUGCGCAUCCUGAUACCUGUGCCAACAAUUGUAUUUUCUAUAAAAACCCUAGAGCAUAUACCCGGGCACUACAUUCGGUCAUCAACUCCUGUGAUAUCCCUGUGGGGAACUCAGCUCUUCGAGUCGCCAUGCAUAAUUUGGUUUCUGCACACAGACGGACUUUGAAAAAUGUGUAAUGAGAAUCUGAAUCCAACUAAUUAGCAAGCUGAGAACUACUGGAAGGAACUUAAAAGUUGAUGAACAGCUGCCUCCCCCUCCGACCCCCCAACACUUGUCUUGUUACAAAACUUUUAAAAAAUAAUUACAGAUAUACAGGAAGUUGUAAAAGUAGUUCAGAUAGGUUCUAUGUAGGCUUCACCUGGUUUCCCCCAAUGGUUAUAUUUUGUGUAACUAUAGUAUAAUAUCAAAGCCAGAAAGUUGACAUUGGUACAAUAUGUAUGUAUAGUUUUAUGUGUGCCAUUUCCACCUGUGUAGAUUUGUGUAAAUACCACCACAGUCAAGAUACAAAAUUAUUCCAUCACCACAAAGAUCUCCUCUUACUACCCCUGUAGUCAUACUCGCACACCCCUCCCGUUUACCACCGUCUCUAACCCCCGGCUACCACUAAUCCAUUUCCAUCUCCAUAAUUUUGUCAUUUCGAGAACAUUAGAUAAGUGGAAUCAUACAGCAAGUGGUCAUUUGAGAUUGUUUUUUUUUCUCUCAGCUUAAUGACACCGAGAUCUAUCCAAGUUGCUGUGUGUAUCAAUAGCUUGUUCCCUUUAUUGUUGAAUUGUGUCCCGUGGUAUGGGGACCACAGUUUGUUUAACCCCUCAUUCAUUGAGGGACAUUUUGGUUGUUUCUAGUAUUUUGCCAUUGCAGAUAAAGCUGCUGUGGACAUUUGUGUACAGGUUUGUGUGGACAGAAGAUUUCACUUAUCUGAGAUAAAUGCCCAGAGUAUCACUAAUGGACUGUAUGGUAAGUGAAUGUUUAGUUUUUUAAGAAAGGGAUAGCAUGCAGUUGGGUUCUGGUUUUAAUCCUUUCUGUCAGGUGGGUGGUUGAAAUCCAGUUUUCUUCUUGGCCUCCAUUGAUACCCUUUGGUGGGGGUUGGGGAAGGACACCUCAUUACCGCUUGGUUAGUGGGAGUUCUGGCUCUCUACUGACAUCACCCUGCCUGGGAUCAGGAGGGUGCCUCCUUACUGAUCCCCACAUGUCCUCCACUAACACCAUGGUGUUAGGGGCUAGGUGCUCAUUACCACUGGAAGCUGGUGAAAGUUCUGGCCUCCCAUUUGUAGUUUCCUUACACCACUCUGACUGUGGGGCUGGGGGGAUACCUCGUUACAGCCAGGCCCAAAUGGAUGUUGAGGCUCCCUGCUUUGCUUUUGCUGGUAGGAGUGGGAAGGGGCUUCCAAGUUUUCUGUGGUGUUUGGUGGGAGUAGGGUGGCUAUUGCUAGACUACCCCCAUCUGGAUCCUUUAACUAGAUAUAGCUGGCUUUUCUUUUUUUCUUCUUUUUUUCUUUUUCUUUGUGCUGUUGGCUCUUCCAGAUGGCUGGCUUCUCCAACAUCCAGUUCAGAUAGAUGAAGCAAAAAGCAAACACAGACAAAUCACUGCUGUGUCUCUCCUCAGAUCUUUUCCUAGCUCAUCCAGAGUCAUGUAUAUGUUGCUAUAUAUAUAUAAUGCCCAGGGUUUUCAGCAUUUAGUGAGAGUAGGGAGAAUUGAGUCUAUUCCAUCUUGAUCCAGAACGAGAAAUCUCACAAAGAGCUUUCAAGUGGCCAUUUCUCCUCUAAGGGCAUAAAUCCGAUCAUGUCUCAACCCUCCUCAAAACCCUCCUCAUCAUAUCCUGUCCAAAGGCUAAAAUCCCAAGCCCUUAACAUGGACUUUUAAGGCUCUUCAGUAUCUUACAACCAGGUAUAACAGUCCUAACUUCUGCAGCUCCACACUUUGGACAUGCCACCCUCCAGCUACAUGGAUUUCGCAUGCACCACUUAAAUAUAUCUGUCUUGCUUUUUUGUGCUUCCUUGUUGAGCACACACUAGUGCCUGUGCACUCUGCUGCUCCUGUCUCCUCUUCUCUACUUGGCAGUCACCUAGCUGUACUUCAGUUCUGCUUCUUGUAUUACCUGCUGUGAAGCCUUUCAAGACUUUCCCAGUUAUCUGACCCUUUCUCAGUGCCACCAUAGCAGAAUGAACAUAAUCCUGCAAGCUAUUUCUUAUUUGAACUGAUUUAUUCUACUGGAGCUCUUUGAGGUGGAAUUAUGUCUCUAUCCAUCUCUGUCCCAUUCAACUGUAAAUCCUUUGAGGGUAGGGGCAGUACCUGUCCUAUUUAUCAAUGUAUCUCUAGCAGAGUGCUGUGCCUGGCACAUAGUUGACACUUAACAAGUGUUUAUUAAAUGAAUAGAUGAGUGGCUUGUUACUUCCAGAUACCAGAGCAGCCAAAAAUUGUCCUCAGCUUGCAUGACUAGGCUGCCUGAGGCCACCUCACUUUUGUCAUUACCAUAUCUUUUUUUUUUUUUUUUUCUGCACACAUACCCCCCCAAAAAAUGACUUUGGGAGACUAAUGAUUUAACUGCUUCCUCAAUCUGCUCCUCCCUUUCCUGCUUUUAGGUCACGCUCAUAUAUAUUUGCUGCCAUCACUGGUUGACCAUUUGAGAGCAGGGCCGCCUCCUUGUUCAGCUGAUAGUAGUCUCCUUUAAAGACCAUUCUUCUGGCCAGUAUGAACCAUCCAUCAGUCCUGCCUUGAAGAGACUGAAGCCCUUACUUUUGACCAUUUAUAUCAAGGCUAGAACUUGCUUGGCCAAACCCUUCCAGAACAUUGUCUUUUCAAUGAAACAAAAUCUCUUGGGGUACAUGGUCACUUUGCUUGUCUCUAUCUUUUGACUGUGUUGGCUGGAAGAAUUUAUUUAUUUAUUUAUUUAUUUAUUUAUUUAUUUAAUUUAUUUUGAGAGACAGAGCAGAGGAGGGGCAGAGAGAGAGAUGGAGAGAGAGAAUCCCAGGCAGUCUCCGUGCUGUCAGCAUGGAGCCCAAUAUGGGGCUCAAACUCAUGAGAUCAUGACCUGAGCCAAAACCAAGAGUCGGACACUUAACUGACUGAGCCCCCCAGGCCCCCCAGUGUUUAUUUAUUUUUGAGAGAGAGAGAGAGAAAGCAUGAGUCAGGGAGGGGCAGAGAGAGAGGAAGACACAGAAUCUGAAGCAGGGUCCAGGCUCUGGGCUCUCGGCACAGAGCCUGACCCGGGGCUCAAACUCAUCAACCAGGAGAUCAUGACCUGAGCUGAAGUCGGACGCUUAACCGACUGAGCCACCCAGGUGCCCCAGCUAGAAGAUAUUUAAUUGCAGUUCUUUUUAGUGAAAUGUCAGCAUCUGACAUAUUUGAAAUAAUAAUAGCUUCUUUCAUUUUUUUAUGACACUUUACUCAACCCAUACAUCCAUCCUUGUCAACCUGAAAUUAUUCAACAUGUGUUAUCAUGAUGCUUACAAUAACUUCACUGAGUAAAGUCAUAUAUACACAGAUACCCAUAUACAUAUACAUACACAUGCACACACAAACACAUAUACACACACAGGAUAUUAAGGAUUUACAAGUCAAACCUAUUUGCUAUACUCAUUGGUGGUUUUUAAGGACUCCAAUCUUGACCCCUAUGUUUUGUUCUCAUUUGUAGUGACCAUUGGUGUCUGUCCAUUGUAGGCAAUAUCUCAUGCACAUAUAUAAUAAUCAGUGCUCCACUUACCAAACCUACUUAAUCUGGCCAGGCACUUUUUAUAUGCAGAAUUUUCAAAGUUUAUUUAUUUUGAGAGAGAGAAACAGAGCACACAAGCAGGGGAGGGGCUGAGAAAGAGAGAGAGAGAGUAUCUCAAGCAGGUUCCACACUGUCAGCGCAGAGCCCAAUGUGGGGCUCAAACUCACAAACUGUGAGAUCAUGACCUUAAUGGAAAUCAAAAGUCAGAUGCUCAACUGACUGAGCCACCCAGGUUCCCUUAUAUGCACAAUUUUUAAUUCUUACAGCCAGGGUAGAUAUUAUGACCCACAUUUCACAGCUGAAAGAACUGAGGUUCAGAGAGGUAGUGAUAUCUUAGGAUCGACUCCGUCUCAAAGCCUAUGUUGUUUUCACUACAAUACUCAGCAUCUUAAUAAAAAGGCCUAAUAUGAACUUGAA